This is a messenger RNA of Etheostoma cragini (Arkansas darter), 1756 nucleotides long. RefSeq lists its product as uncharacterized. The coding region runs from base 88 to 1335 and encodes 415 amino acids. The transcript has a single exon. NCBI's taxonomy places the organism in Eukaryota, Metazoa, Chordata, Actinopteri, Perciformes, Percidae. The record is from RefSeq and is a predicted model, not a curated record.
UGCUCUGCAGUGGUCCUGUUUUCACUUCUGUUUGUGGUGUGUUUCCUGGCUUUGCUGCAUCGGAGGAAACGCAACAACAAAACUGUGAUGCCUGGCCGUCCGGAAGAAAACAGAAACGAGCUGAAAGAAGACAGCAGAUCCAGUUGUGCUCAGUCCCCAAGACUCGAAAACAAUCAAAUAGAAAACGAUCACUGGGACUCAGAGAUGGGAUGGAGGAGAUCCUUUACCGGACUCAGAGCUAAGUCAGCUAAUGCUGUUCUCCUUAUGUCUCCUUUUUGUGCACCUGUGAAAGAUCUAGGGACUUUACAAACGGAGACAGAGACUCAGUCAAAAGACACAUCAAACCAAGAUGAAGGAAAGCAGAAGCUGGUAAAUGAAAGUGAAGUAGAUGGAGGAAUUCAGACAGAAAAUCUAACAAACUCUGAUGUGAUAAAAAAUGCUAAACAAGCCGAUGUUGGUAGAAAUCAAGAGCAAAACCCCCAGCGUGUUUCUGCAAACACUGACGCUGUGCCGUAUCUCAGCAUCGGUCCAAACCAGAAUAAACCCAAUCCUGAUGAUUUCAACAAACAGUCCACUGAUGGUCCAUGUCAAAGAUCACAGACGGGAAAAGUAAUGGGGAGGAUCGCCACCUGGCCCCCAACCGCAGUUCAGUGGCAGGCAAGAUGUAAGAUGAAGGAGGAGGAGGGGUCGGAUGUCUUCACUGUUUGGACACCAAAGUUUGGAGAUGAGGUGAAGAAAGUGUUAGAGGAGGAGGAGCGUCCCUCUGAUUCGGACCAGGACAAAAAGGAAGAGGACGUUGAAAAAAAUGAAAUGGAAGAUUUAAAAACUACUCCAAAUCAAGAACCUUUGAAAAGUACUGGAGCUCACAUGAAGUUGGGAAUAUCAAAACCAAAUAACGAGACCAUUUCUUUCGGCACAUCUUUUCCCCACACUGACGCAAGGCUAGAGGAGCAGCUAAAGAAGGAGGAGAUGAUCCAGGACCCUGCUACUGUGAGAAAGACCCAAAAUCUGAAUAAGGCUAAACUUGGUCCAAAUCAAAACCUGGAAUCUUUGGCAAAUCCUGCACUGAUGAAGACCAAGAAGAGCCGCAACAAGGCUGAACAGGGGAUGGAAGCAAAGCAAGCUGGGAAGGUAGAGAACCAAAGCACCGGCUCAAGGGCUCCCUCCGGUGGCGCCUCACCAGAUGAUGAAACCCUGCUCUCCGGUAACGAGUACGCCUUCAUGGACCUGCUGCAUGAAGUGGUUCAGAACAACGGUCGCAGGACCAGAGAGAGGUGGAAGCAGGUACAGAUCAACAAGCAGCGGCGUCAGGACAGAGUUACCGAAGGAGUUUAGAAAGUUAUAUUCCAUACAUUAUUUUUUAUCUUAAACCCUCUGACGUCUAAGGACAUUUCUCCCCAUUUUUACAAAUCUUCUUAGAUUCACCUUUUUAGGGUAUUUGCAUACAACCCGAUACCCAUGUUUCAUAUCAAUGUGUUCUGAAUAAUGAGGCCCAAAUGUGUUCUAGAGCAAUGUGAAGACAUAAUAUUGGCCCUCGGCUGAAAAGUUGAGUUUGGUUUUUGAAAUUCCUCAAAUCUCUUGUAAAAACAUGUACACCCUUACUCGCGUGUUGAUGAAUUGUUUUGUUGCUUGAAAUGAGAUUUUCCAAAGUCUAAGGUUCACAAGAGUAGUGUAAUAAAUGAGUACAAUAGUAAAUAAAUGUAUAAAAAAUGUUUAAAAUUAAAUUUUGCAACCGAGCUUUUCAAUGAGUGUUGUC